Purpureocillium lilacinum is the source of this 1782-nucleotide messenger RNA. RefSeq lists its product as uncharacterized. Gene Ontology annotation, biological process: prolyl-tRNA aminoacylation. Gene Ontology annotation, molecular function: proline-tRNA ligase activity; ATP binding. Gene Ontology annotation, cellular component: mitochondrion; cytoplasm. NCBI's taxonomy places the organism in Eukaryota, Fungi, Ascomycota, Sordariomycetes, Hypocreales, Ophiocordycipitaceae. The record is from RefSeq and is a predicted model, not a curated record.
AUGAUACCCUCCAGGACGGCGCGGCUCAGGGCCUGCGUCUUCGUGAGAGCCUACCCACCCGCCAUCAUCGCUCGGGCUUUCUCACAAUCAUCCGUCAACUGCGGUGCCCACCCGAGAUCAACUCUGUCCAGACUAUGGGUUCCCACGGGAGGCGUCUCUGCCACCGAAGGCGAAUCGGGUCACGGAAAACUCGUCCGUGCCGGGUUCCUGCGCCAGUCUCAAUCGGGCAUCUUUCAGUUACUGCCACUUGGCCUACGCGUACAGCAGAAGAUUGAGGGCUUGCUGGACAAGCACAUGCAGUCUAUAGGUGCUUCGCGCCUUUCUCUUUCAACAAUCUCCUCAGAAGAACUAUGGAGGAAAAGUGGUCGCCUGGAGAAAGCCUCGUCUGAGCUAUUCCGCCUCCAGGACCGGAAAGAAACGCCAAUCAUACUUUCCCCAACUCAUGAGGAAGAAAUCACCACUCUAGUUGCUAGCACGCUCAAAUCCUACAAGGACCUGCCGCUGCGGCUGUACCAGACGACCCGCAAGUAUCGCGACGAGAUGCGCCCUCGCCACGGGCUGCUGCGCUCUCGCGAAUUCGUCAUGAAGGACCUGUACACUUUCGACACGUCUGUUGAAUCGGCCAUUGAGACGUACCGAGAAGUGUCCGGCGCGUACCGUGCCUUCUUUGCCGACUUGAAGCUUCCAGUCUUCAUUGCGGAAGCAAGUUCAGGAGACAUGGGCGGCGACUACAGCCACGAGUACCACUUGGCCAAUUCCAUAGGAGAGGACACUGUCGCCACGUGCAACAGCUGUGGCUACGUUGCCAACGACGAGGUUGCGAAGGCGCUACCGCCCUCGACAGAUAAACUAGGCGCACCAGUCGCCGUCGCAGACUUUCGGGUGUGGCGUGGCAUCACUAAAGACCGCCGAACGAUAGUCAAUGCUUGGUAUCCAGCGCUGGGAAGCGGGUCCGCCGAGGCCGACAUCAAUAUCCAUGCAGUCAAAGAGGCCGUUCCGGAGCUGGAUGCGAGCAUUAGUGACGCUGUGCGGUUACUCGGUGAUGGGACUGAGGCUGACAGCGGGCCGGCCGCCACGCAGCUUCGUGUGCUGAACGUCGUCGAUGCGAGACUCGCGCACAGCUUUUCAAACCUACAACCAGAACUGCCAUGCGUUCCAACCGAGCUGAGCAACCGGUCGCUCGAUCACUCGUCUAUCCUACGAUCACCGUCAGGAGAGACUCUCAACCUCCUACGCCUCGCAGACGGGGACGGGUGCUCCAACUGCAAGACCGGAACGCUCCAGGUCCACCGUGCUCUGGAACUCGGCCACACCUUUUAUCUGGGCACACGGUACUCAGAGCCUCUAGAGCUGCAUGUGGCGCUCCCCAAUACUAAGGGAGGGCCCGCCCCUGUUCAGAUGGGCUGCUACGGCAUUGGCGUCUCUCGCAUAUUCGGCGCUGUGGCGGAGCACAAGGCCGACGAGCGAGGCCUCAACUGGCCGCGCGCCAUCGCGCCCUUCGAGGUCGUCGUCAUCCCGACGUCCGGCAUGACGGACGAGACGCUGGCCUUUUACGACUUGCUGGCGCCUGGCUUCGACGUGAUCCUCGACGACCGCAAGGAGACGUUUGGCUGGAAGAUGCAGGACGCCGAUCUGAUAGGGUACCCUGUCACGGUUGUCCUGGGCAAGCCUUGGAGGGAACGGGGCGUCUGCGAGGUGCAGUGCCGGAGCCUGGGCGUCAAGGAGAACGUGGCUGCUGAAGACGUGCCGGGAUAUCUCGCGGAAUUGCUGGAUAAGCUGUAA